Messenger RNA from Cylicocyclus nassatus, 1241 nucleotides. The record is from the annotation of a GenBank genome assembly. NCBI's taxonomy places the organism in Eukaryota, Metazoa, Nematoda, Chromadorea, Rhabditida, Strongylidae.
UUUAUAUAAUUCUGUUACGGUUGCAAUAUACUCGCACUUGGCUCCUAAAAUUCAGAGAUUUUUUGUUUCUUUGGAAAACUUUUGCAAUCUAUCGCUACCGGUAUAAUGUUCGGGAUUGACUUUUCUCCGAUGUUUGAACCAUGGGAUCAAAGGAAGCUACUUCUUGGUGUUUUAUAUCACUUUGUUGUUGUUUACGCGCUGGCAAUCAUCGGUUUCAUUCUACCUUUCAUACUGCUGAUUACAUUCCAAUGGCACAUACUCCUACUUUAUGCUCUUUGGUACUAUUAUGACAGACACUCUCCCUCGACUGGUGGCUACAGCAGUGAGUGGGUACAAAGGUGGAGGGUGCACAAAUGGUUUGCUGAUUAUUUCCCUGUUAGGUUGCACAAAACCGUCGAUCUCUCCCCAUCACAUAACUAUCUUGUUGGCUGUCAUCCACAUGGUAUAAUCGCCAUGGCUGUUUUUGCGAAUUUUGCCACCAAUGGCACGGAUAAAUACGUCAAGUUCCCUGGAAUUCGCUUUCAUGUGUGCACACUCACAUCUAACUUCAAAACGAUGAUUCGGAGGGAGCUACUGAUGCUCAUGGGGAUGAUCGACGCUUCAAAACAAAGCAUUGAGUACGUGCUGAACGGUGCUGAGACUGGACGAGCCGUAGUACUUGUAAUCGGUGGGGCAGAAGAAGCGCUGGAUGCCCAUCCAGGAUACCAUACCUUGACGCUAAAGUCAAGAAAAGGAUUCGUCAAGGAAGCACUCAAAACCGGAGCGCAUCUCGUGCCGGUCUACUCUUUUGGCGAGAACGAACUUUUUGACCAGGUUCCAAAUCCAAGAGGUUCUUCGAUCCGCCGUUUCCAGUCAUGGGUAAAGCGAAUUUGUGGCUACUCCUUACCAUUUUUCCAUGGUCGAGGGAUUUUCCAGCUCAAUUACGGCUAUCUGCCAUACCGUAAACCAAUCAACACCGUGGUUGGCGUUCCCAUUCCUGUAGAAAAAGCCGAAAAACCCACACAACAGCAGAUUGAUGAGCUACACGAUAUUUACGUCGAAAAGCUCAACGAUCUAUUUGAGGAGCACAAACAACGAUAUGGAGUUGAUGCCGAAACUAGGUUGGAUAUUCAGUGAUGAAAAACCUCAUUAGAAUCCGCAUAGAAAUUCGUAGUCUGUUUGUCAUUUUGUAGUUAGAUUAGGAUCAAAUCCAUCGACAGUGUUGUAAAUAAUGACUUUAGGUGUUGUUGUGAUCAUGCUCA